This is a messenger RNA of Adineta steineri, 894 nucleotides long. The record is from the annotation of a GenBank genome assembly. NCBI's taxonomy places the organism in Eukaryota, Metazoa, Rotifera, Eurotatoria, Adinetida, Adinetidae.
AUGUUAAUUAUUUGUACUAUAAUUUAUCUCAUUUUUUUUCGUCGUCGUUCACCACGAGUCUUUCUCACUGCAGCAGAUGUGGAUAAAUUUCAAAUGCAAAACAAUGUAAAUAAAACAUUUUAUCAACGUAUUCCUCGUAUUAUUCAUCAAACAUGGAAAGAUAAGCAAGUACCAGAACGUUGGAAUCGUUCUGUCGAAUCAAUACGACAAUUGAAUGCUGAUCAAUUUGAAUAUCGAUUAUGGACAGAUGCUGAUAUACAUACCUUUGUUCGUCAAGAGGAACCAUAUUUAUAUCAACAUACUUUUGUUAAAUACGCUCAUGAUAUACAACGUGUUGAUGCUUUUCGUUAUAUUGUCUUGCAUCGAUUAGGUGGUCUUUACAUUGACAUGGAUAAUGGAUGUUAUCAGUCAUUUGAAAGUUUAUUGAGAAUAUUAGAAGCAGUUGAUUCUGAUUCACCUCAUCUUGCUGCUUUUCCACGUACUAGUCCUAUCGGUAUUUCAAAUGGCUUUAUGAUAUCAACAAAAGGUCAUCCAUUAUUUAAAAAUCUUAUUUCACGUCUGCCUCUUUUUAAUCAUAAUUAUUUAAUUGAUUAUCUCACUGUUAUGAUGAGUGCAGGUCCAUUAUAUCUCUCAAUAAAUGAAUUUUAUUUCCAUCAAUUUUCUAAACAAGCAGUUGUACGUAUUGUUGAUGAAAUAGUAUAUUCAUCUAUAUACACAUGGCAUACACCAGGUAACUCAUGGCAUGGACGAGAUGCUCAAGUAGUUCUUUAUAUUUAUCACUGGUUCAGAAAACAUCCUUUGGCAAUUUAUUUUUCUCCUAUAUUACCAAUUAUUUUUAUCGUAGUAUUCAUACUAUGUCGACGUCGUUUACGAUAUCGAAGGAAAAUAUCUUGA